GCUUCUAAAUCAGACCACCACGCUCACUCUUCGCACGGAAGCGAGACGCAGAGAGAAAUCUCGAAGUGGGGAAGGGAAUCGAUCGGUCGCGUCACUCCGCUCCGAUUAGGGUUACUGCCUCGAUCGCCCACCAAAACGCUCUCUUUCCAUGGCGACCUCACCCGAAGAUCCGCAGAAUCCACCGACAAGCGCGGCGAAGCCGGGCCUGAGGAAGCCCGUGUUCACCAAGGUGGACCAGCUCAAGCCCGGCACCAACGGCCACACUCUGACCGUCAAGGUGCUCGAAUCUAACCCGGUUUCCUCGCAGCUCCGCCACGCUCGGAUCGCCGAGUGCCUCGUCGGGGACGAGACCGGCACCAUCGUCUUCACCGCCCGGAACGAUCAAGUUGAUAUGUUGAAGGCUGGUGCUACUGUGAUUUUGCGCAAUGCAAAGAUCGAUAUGUUUAAGGGUUCAAUGAGGCUAGCAGUUGAUAAAUGGGGCCGUGUCGAAGUCACAGAACCUGCCGAUUUCACUGUAAAGGAGGACAACAAUCUCUCCAUGAUUGAAUAUGAGCUGGUAAACGUCGCGGACGAGUAGUUGAUAUCUGUUUGCAGCGUCAUCAUUUCGAGCUAAUGUUAACUUAAGAAUUUCUUAGGCUGUUAUAAUCGGUUUCUUAUUAUAGUUUCCUGAUAUAUGCCGGUACUAUUGGUGUACUUUAUGUUUGAGAUUCUACUUUGUCAAGCAUUGAGUGGGGAGAUUUCUACUUUCUAGGGUCUAGGCCAGGGAUAUGGUGGAUAAGCAAAUGACUUCUUCAGGUCCUGACAUGGAUUUUACUAGCGAAUCGUUCCUUCUGUUCUUUA
This is a messenger RNA of Rhodamnia argentea, 840 nucleotides long. RefSeq lists its product as uncharacterized. Bases 149 to 577 code for a protein of 142 amino acids. The record is from RefSeq and is a predicted model, not a curated record. The transcript has 2 exons. NCBI's taxonomy places the organism in Eukaryota, Viridiplantae, Streptophyta, Magnoliopsida, Myrtales, Myrtaceae.